AUGCCCUGCGACACUGGCAGGUUGAUGUCUGAGGAUGCGAACUCGGAGGCAGGAUGGCCCAGAUUUGGCAUCUCUGGCUACCACCAGAGCUGCGGCCCUGACAACGAGCAUUCUCGAAUCUUUCUUAGCGCGUUGGUUUCCUCCUUGCUCAGUGAGGAUCUACGCAGCGAGACUUCCGUGGACUCUGCAGAAGAGGCGAUCGAAGUUGCGACAACGCUCGGAGUCGACACGGGCGCAGCCGAAGAGCGGCUGGCCAGUGUGCGGCGAAUGCUGAGCGUUCGUGUGGUUUGGGACACCGCGGUCCGCUUCUUCCUCUUGCCCCUGCGCGUGAGCUUCAAGGCUCUCGUCCAGCAGGUCGCUGUCCGCUUUCGGCUGCCAAAGAAAGCGCCGCCGCUGCAGCUCUGCUGGCGGGAGGCCGACGAGCUCUUCCCUCUCGAUGGCGAAGCUGCCUGGGAGGAGUGUCUGGGCCGGCGAGGCCUCGCAGAGCGCCCCGGCCGCCUCGAGCUACAGGUGCUGAACAUGUCCAAGCCGCCGCAGAGGCGAAGAAAGGCCGAAGCCUCUUCCAAGGCUGGAGCGGAUUUGCAGGACUUUGCGGUCUUCGUCUUCGUUUCGUGGAGUGGAAGAGAGACGUGA
Molecule: messenger RNA, 633 nt
Organism: Symbiodinium natans
Lineage: Eukaryota; Dinophyceae; Suessiales; Symbiodiniaceae
Source: the annotation of a GenBank genome assembly